Messenger RNA from Magnolia sinica, 566 nucleotides. Its product is annotated as Bowman-Birk type proteinase inhibitor-like. Lineage: Eukaryota; Viridiplantae; Streptophyta; Magnoliopsida; Magnoliales; Magnoliaceae. The record is from RefSeq and is a predicted model, not a curated record. Bases 10 to 336 code for a protein of 108 amino acids. The transcript has 2 exons. Gene Ontology annotation, cellular component: extracellular region. Gene Ontology annotation, molecular function: serine-type endopeptidase inhibitor activity.
AGGCAGACAAUGGAGAGGAAAGCUUUGAGCGUGGUGUUGAUCGUGGCUCUCCUUGCCACCUCUUUCCUCGAGCUUGAAGCUCGAGUGGAAUUCUUCACUUCAGGAGUUAUAAUGCUUUUUUCAGUUAAUGGCGGUGAAGAUGAGCCAUGCUGUGACCGAUGCAUUUGCGCUCUAACCUGGCCACCGCAAUGCCAAUGCUUCGAUGUGAAGAGCUACUGCCACAGUUCAUGCAAGAAUUGCGUUUGCACCAGGUCCAUUCCCCCUCAAUGCCGCUGUUUGGACAUCAAGCAGGACAAAUGCGACAAGGCUUGCACGACUACAGGCGUUGAGAAGUAACAAGGACCACUCGUACAGGUCUAUCUUUUAUAUGUCUAAAUAAAUGAAAAGUGUCUUAAUUAGGAUGAUGCUCCGGUUGGGAUGACCGGUUCUUUGUAAUAAUUAUGGGAUGCUCCAGUGUCCUUUUUUUUUGUGUGUUUGAUGUGUAGGUGAUCUUAACCAACUGUCGUCUGUUUAGUAUGCUGUGACCCACUUGAUGAAUGGAUAGGCUGAUGUUGGCUGGGAUUGAC